GUUUCAUCCCAGCUGGUUUCCCGAGCACAUAUAAAGGAAGAAAGCCCGUCGUCGUCCGCCCUGCCCUGCCCCCCAUUCCCCAUUCCCCAUUCCCCAUUCCCCAUUCCCUAUUCGACGAGCGGCGUGAAAUUUUCGAAGCCCUCGCCGAACAGACAGAUCGAGAUCGCGGAGAGAAGGAUCGGAGGCGAUGGUGAGCGCGUACUUCGUGUUCGGCGCGUGCAUCGACCAGGCGAGCGUCGGGGUGGUGGAGAAGUGGGGCCGCUUCCUCCGCCUCGCGUCCCCCGGCCUGAACUUCUUCAACCCCUUCGCCGGGGAGUGCCUCGCCGGCGUUCUCUCCACCCGCGUCUGCUCCCUCGAAGUCCGCGUCGAGACCAAGACCAAGGAUAAUGUGUUUGUUCAGCUUCUCUGCUCAAUUCAGUAUCGAAUUGUCAAAGAAAGUGCUGAUGACGCAUUCUAUGAGUUGCAAAAUCCCCAAGAACAAAUUCAGGCAUAUGUAUUUGAUGUGGUCCGAGCACUUGUUCCGAGAAUGAAUCUGGAUGAGCUCUUUGAGCAGAAAGGAGAAGUGGCAAAAGCUGUUCUUGAGGAACUUGAAAAGGUGAUGGGAGCAUAUGGCUAUAACAUUGAGCAGAUACUCAUAAUUGAUGUCAUACCUGAUCCCUCGGUGCGUAAAGCAAUGAAUGAGAUAAAUGCAGCCCAAAGGCUUCAGCUCGCUAGUGUUUACAAGGGAGAAGCCGAGAAGGUUCUUCUGGUGAAGAAAGCCGAAGCAGAAGCAGAGGCGAAGUAUCUGGCUGGUGUUGGAGUGGCGAAGCAGCGCCAGGCCAUAACCGACGGCCUGAGAGAGAACAUCGUCAACUUCUCACACUCUGUGUCUGGAACGAGCGCCAAGGAGGUGAUGGAUCUGAUUAUGGUCACGCAGUACUUCGACACCCUGAAGGAUCUUGGCAACUCGUCUCAGAAUACCACCGUAUUCAUCCCCCACGGUCCCGGUCACGUGAGGGAUGUCACCGAGCAAGUUCGGAAUGGGAUGAUGGAGGCCGCCAGCACCAACUUGAUCGAUCAGUAGAAGGGUCUGGUCUGACUCUUUCCUUUUCUUUAGUGCUGAUGGCUUGUGGCCUUGCGGACACUGUUAAAGCUCUCUGAUCUUCACGGUAAUAAUGUUGAUAUAUUUGUGAGGUAGAUGUGGAUUAAAGUGAUCUACCAGUUUUUCUCGUCGGUCUUUAGUUUCGAGGUGUGUAUAUAUAUUGUAAUAAAGGGGAGUCUCUCUGGUUUACCAAUAGUUUGAAGAUUCUCUUUUCCUCUUUUUUUUUUCAUUACUUAUUUUCUGUUUCUGAAGUUUGUCAUACUUGUGUGAUUCUGUUAAAGUUUGAAUUAAGUUAUUUGAAAUUCUUUAGCCUGGAAUUUCUAAA
This is a messenger RNA of Ananas comosus (pineapple), 1406 nucleotides long. Its product is annotated as hypersensitive-induced response protein 4. Bases 188 to 1063 code for a protein of 291 amino acids. The record is from RefSeq and is a predicted model, not a curated record. The transcript has 5 exons. NCBI's taxonomy places the organism in Eukaryota, Viridiplantae, Streptophyta, Magnoliopsida, Poales, Bromeliaceae.